Molecule: messenger RNA, 2067 nt
Organism: Perognathus longimembris pacificus (Pacific pocket mouse)
Lineage: Eukaryota; Metazoa; Chordata; Mammalia; Rodentia; Heteromyidae
Product: glyoxylate/hydroxypyruvate reductase B-like
Exons: 7
Coding region: 123-1163 (346 amino acids)
Cellular component (GO): cytosol
Molecular function (GO): NAD binding; glyoxylate reductase (NADPH) activity; hydroxypyruvate reductase [NAD(P)H] activity
Source: RefSeq, a predicted model, not a curated record
CAAAUGUCGUAGUGCGCGCUAGCCGUCCAGUGGAGUCCCGCUGCUUCUCGGCAUCCGCCUUUCCUUGAGGUGCCUUUAAAAAACAAAAUCCUGAACUUAGCGUCUUGGGUCUGCUGAAUGCAAUGUCAGCGAAGGCUGCAGGAGACUUGGCAUUGCCUGGAGUUUUGGUGUCAGGGUUUGAAGGACCAUAUGGCAUAUGUGAGGAUCAUCUUGGAGAUCUGCAGAAGCACUUCAGCCUCAUUACCAUGAAAGAGUUUUUGAAGAAUAAAACUGAAUUCAGUCAGAAGAUCCAAGCUAUAUAUAUAUGGGGUGGAAGGCCAGUGAUUAGCCGGGAGCUCCUCCUCAGCCUGCCUUCCCUGAAGCUUAUUGCUAGCGCUGGUAUAGGUUUGGAUCACCUGGACCUGCCGCUCAUUGCCAGCUGUGGUGUGAAGGUGGCCAACACCCCAAGUGCAGUAUCCAGCCCCACAGCAGACCUGGGGAUGGCCCUGUUGCUGGCCUCAGCUCGCAGAGUAGUAGAAGGUAAGAAUCCUUGUUGUGGGUUUUUCAACUCUUCAGAUGGUCACCAGCUGGCUGUUUCACCAUGCACAGAAGACUUCCCUACAAACUGGAUGGGGCAAGAAGUGUCUGGUGCCACUCUGGGGAUAGUUGGCAUGGGCACCAUUGGCUAUAAGAUUGCUCAAAGGGCCAAAGCAUUUGAAAUGAAGAUUCUGUAUCACAACAGGAACCGUAGGAAGAUGGAGGAGGAGGAAGCAGUUGGGGCUACUUACUGUGAGAGGCUGGAUGACCUGCUGCAGCAGUCUGACUUUGUGAUACUGGUCUUGAGCCUGACGCCCCAGACCCAGGGACUGAUUGGGAGAAGGGAGCUGCGGCUGAUGAAGCCAAGCGCUGUGCUCAUCAACAUUGGCAGAGGUCUGGUAGUUGACCAGGAUGCUCUGGCAGAAGCUCUGAAGAAUGAGGUCAUUAAAGCCGCAGCACUAGAUGUGACAUACCCAGAGCCCCUGCCAAGGGAGCAUCCUUUGUUGAAAUUGAAGAAUAUCAUUCUGACGCCUCAUAUCGGGAGUGCAACUCAUCAAGCCAGGCGACAAAUGAUGGAAAAUUUGGUUGGAAGCAUCCUGGCUUCUCUCAGUGACCUUCCCAUUCCUAAUGAAGUGGUACUUAAAUGAUUCAUGGAACUGAGAAUCCACUGGGAUGAAAACAUGGCAGAUUACAAUGGGAAAAAGUUGUAGUUUUGAAUAUUUUGUAUGAUAGACCCAUCAUGUAAUUAGUUUAAUACUGUUGCGGUGGAAGUGCUUUAAUAACAAUAAUAAUAAACUGAGCACUGUGGUUCACACUUGUAAUCCUAGCUACUCAGGAGGCUGAGAUCAGAAGAUGGUGGUUUUUGGCCAGAAUGGGCAGAAGUUCUCAAAACCCCCAUUCAGCAGUAAAAGCUGGAUGUGUAAGCUUAUCAUUCCAGAUACAGUGUAAAGCAUAAGUAGGAGGAUUGUGGCCAAAUGGGCCCAGGCCAAAACUAAACCCUUUCUCAAAAAUAACUAAAGAAAAAAGGUUCUAGGCAUAGCCCAGGUGAUAUAGUGCUUGUCUAGUAAGUGUGAUUCUGAGUUCAAAUUCUAGUACUGCCAAAAAAGAACAGUAAUAAUAGAAUUUUCACUGCUUUACUUCUGUUAUCUCACCUCAUCCUCAAGGCAGCUCCUGAGUGAAGUUCAAUUGUUACCCUUCUAUAGGUUCAGCCUUCAAACAGAUUUAAGUGAAAACUCUAGGCUUGGGUUUUAUUUGGAUUUGGAUAAAACCUCUGUGUUACAUCUGCAAAUUUUCUGGUUGACUACGUUUACUUCCAUCUUGUUAAAUUUUUUUCUUUCUUUUGAUAUGGAGUCUUGCUGUGCAAUUCAGAUGGGCCUCUAAUUUAGGAUCCUGCAGCUUCAGCCUUAGUUCUAAGCACUGAGAUUGCAGGUGUGUGCCAUCAUGUCCCUGCUUUGCUAAAAUACUGGUCACUUCCUAGAUUACAUAAUCUCCCAGAUAUUAGAAUCAAUAUUCAUUUAUUUCAGUCAUUCAAUAAAUAACUGUUGAGAACUU